AUGUCGGCAGAAAAUCAUACACCCAGAAACAACGGCAUAAAACCACCAGGUGUAGUUUUAUAUAUUGCCAUACAGUUUUUAAAAAUGCCCUGGCUUCCCACAGUGUCGACUGGGGCGCUCUGUUCAGAUCAUGGCCGCCGCAAGCAGCAACUCCGGAUUGAAGUUCGAAGCUACGACGGCCCAGACCUUGAAAAUACUCCGCCACCCACCCUCGAGGUACUCGUGAACCCUGCUGGAUACGCUUUUGGAGAUUUCACGAAUGUCUCCGGAUGGUCCGACGGAUACGCAUUCAUCCUGAGCUUCCUCAGCCCCCUCUGGGCUAUUGCAGCCUUUGACUCGAUGGUUCGCAUCAGCGAGGAAGCAACACAUGCAGAUAUCGCUAUUCCCUUCGCUAUUAUCCUCUCUACCUCUAUGAAGAGCGUUCUUAUCAGCCCGAUUGGGCAACCGAUGGCCGCGAUUCUGUUCAACGCAAUGGGAAAGAAAGGGACGUUGGUGAUAUGGGCGUUCAUUAUAGUUAUUCAAUUCACACUAGGCACGAGCAUGUUAACAGCAUGCUCGAGGCAGGUGUUUACUUUCUCCGGAGAUGGCGCUCCCCCAUUUUCGCGAUACCUUUACCGCGUCAACAAGUGGGCAUUCGCGCGCGUAACUUGCGUCUGGACGUUGGCGUUCAUGGCCCUGUUGCUAGGGCUCCUGUCAUUUGCUAGCACAGCUGCCAUUGGGGCAGUGUUCUCAUUGGUCGUGGCAGGCCAGUACACCGCUUAUUCAGUGCCAAUAUCAAGGCGCUUCCUCGGCGUCCAGGAGAUCAGGAAAGGGCCAUUUACACUUGGAAGGAUGAGCAAGCCCGUGGCAGCGACGGCUGUGAUCUUCAUGCUUUUCAUCAUGGUCGUGUUCCUCUUUCCAGCCUCCCCUCAUCCCGACACUGGCGGACUGAAUUACACGGUAGUCGUCCUCGUUGUUGAUGUUUCUUUUUAA
Molecule: messenger RNA, 972 nt
Organism: Cyclocybe aegerita
Lineage: Eukaryota; Fungi; Basidiomycota; Agaricomycetes; Agaricales; Hemipholiotaceae
Source: the annotation of a GenBank genome assembly